This is a messenger RNA of Penicillium nucicola, 1101 nucleotides long. RefSeq lists its product as uncharacterized. The transcript is spliced from 2 exons. The record is from RefSeq and is a predicted model, not a curated record. Bases 1 to 1101 code for a protein of 366 amino acids. Lineage: Eukaryota; Fungi; Ascomycota; Eurotiomycetes; Eurotiales; Aspergillaceae.
AUGGACACCAUUAUGAGCAGUCUGACUCCGAAGGUGGCAGACAUCUUGAUGGCAGAUAUGUGGACAGCCGACAACAUCGCCAUGUUUUCAAUCGGCUCGUUCCUAGCCCUAGAGGUAUCGCUGUCAGCGUUCACCCAGUUCAAGAGCUAUCGCGGCUUCUACUUCUGGAGCAUGCAGAUCGCGGCCUCAGGAAUAGUCUUAUAUGGUGUCACUGCGCAAAUGACAUAUACUCGACGGGCAUCGAACAUCGCAAUGGCAGUACCAUUCGUGCUUGGAUGGUGGUGUAUGGUCCAAGGCCAGGCACUAGUCCUCUACUCCCGUCUCCACCUCGUCGUCUCAGACAAAUGCCACCUCCACUGGGUCCUCUGGAUGAUCAUCGCCAACUUCAUCAUCCUAAGCAUCCCCAUGAGCGGACUAUUCCUCUGUCGAAACCUCAGCCAAGCCCCGCAAUGCAUCAAACCAGCCAAAAUCUACGACAGAAUUCAAAUCAGCGGCUUUGCAAUCCAAGACGUCGUGAUAAGCGCCAUCUACAUCUACGAAGCACUCCGAGCCCUGAAACCCAUCUUCGAAAUCAAAGGCCGCGAGGGAAAACGAGUUAUCGUCCAACUCGUCAUCAUCAAUGUCUUCGUUGUUAUCCUCAACGCUUCGCUCUUUAUUGUCGAGUGGAAGGCUCAUUAUCUCACUGUUAGCUACAAGACUGUUGUCUAUGCUAUCAAGCUCAAGCUUGAGUUCUAUAUUCUGUCCAGGCUGCGUGAGCUGACGCGCGUGUAUCCUUGUGUGUGCCAUACGGACGGUGAGAGUCCGCGUGUCUCGAGCGAUGUGAAUAUCUUCGAUUUAUCUGCGAGGAGGGGUGGUCGUCCACAAGGACUAGAUAUGGAGGCGCAAACUUCGCCGCGCUUUGGAGGUGCUGUUAGUCCUAGUGCUGGUUUGCCUCAUUCGACGAGGAGCAGUACUUAUGACUUUCAUGAGGCGCUGAGGGAGACUAGGUUUGCUUCUACUUCGGAGAAUUCUGUUGGGCAGUCGCAUUUGGAUGGGAGGUUGCAGGUUCAUUCGUCUGACACGAGGUCGACUGUUGAGAUGGCUUUGGUACCUUCUAAUUGA